Molecule: messenger RNA, 1521 nt
Organism: Seminavis robusta
Lineage: Eukaryota; Bacillariophyta; Bacillariophyceae; Naviculales; Naviculaceae
Source: the annotation of a GenBank genome assembly
AGCAAGUGUGCGCAAAAGCAAGUCAGAAUUUGCUUGCGUUUGUUUUGUUCUUUCAAAAACGGGGACGCUCACAACCCGCGACAAUGAUUGGGUAACACGGAGUAGAAAGGAAAGAAGUAGAAGUCAACAACAACAACAAUCAAAUCCAUCAUCAUGAGCUCUAGUAGCCUGUGCACGAUAUGCUUGGACCCGUUGAUCCGUUACGAAUGUCCCAUGGUGGCGACGGUUCCUUGUGGACAUGCGUAUCACGAAGCCUGUCUCAAGAAAUGGUCUCUGGAACGCCUCAACAAGGACGACCCCGAAAUUCUGUGUCCGCUCUGCAAUACCGAUGUUCAAAAUGUCAUUCAAAUCUAUCUCUCCACUACCAGCACUACUACUGGAAGUAUGACAGACACUUCAUUGAGUGGCAAAGAACUGGAAGCAUGGAAGAAGGAAUACGACACGGAAGCCAAGGGAGAACGAUUACAGCUUCAUGCCAAAGUCUUGGAGUCCAACAAGAAGACCAUUGACGAAAUAUUCGAAAAACAAAAGAUUAUGGAAACGUACGAGAAUGAUCGCAAGGCACUCGAUGGCGCCAAGACGGAGAAUGCUCAAUUGCGACAGGAACUAUUCCAACAAAUCAUGAAACACGAAGCCGAAAUGAGACGCUUGUCACAAAACAAACAAAUCAUUACGCAAGUUCUAGAACGCAAUGAAAAGGCAUUGACUGAUCUAAAGGUGACGAGAGAAGAAAAUCUCGAUCUCAAACGAGAAUUACUCAAACACAUUAUGGGCAAACAACAGGAUAUGAAGCGAUUGGCAGCAUCCAAACAGGCGUUGUCGUCAGCACUGGAAGCGCAUGAAGAAACGUUGGGAGAACUCAAAGCGAGUCGAGAAGAAAGUUUGAGUCUGAAAAAGGAACUCGUCGAACAUUUGCAUCAUCACAAGAAUAAAAUGGAACAAUUGCAAACGCAUAAAGAAUCACUCCAUGAAAUUGUACUGGCGCACGGACACAAUGUCCAACAGUUGGACGUCAUUCGAAAGGAAAAUGGGCAACUCAAGGAAGAAUUGCUACGGUCCAUGAUGGCUCGCAAACAGGAAGCCACGAAAUUGGCCAAGUGCGAAGGAUGGAUUGAAGUCUUGAAAGAAGAAGUCGAAUCGUUUGAUGAAGAUAAAGAGACGCUGCAGAGGAUUCGCACGGAGAAUUACCGAUUGGGAACCAUUAUUCAGGAACGUCACAAGAGCUGGCUGCAAGCACGGAGAGAAUUGAACCAGACGGUUCACCAAAGUGCAAAUAACAAAAUGAGUCUGCUUCUUAUGAUUGGACAGGUGAGUGUACUGGGGCUAGCCAUUCACACAUUGUCGCCGAGAAGGUGAUAAUACAUGACAUUGUGAAUAAGGCACAAAAAAGGGCCCCGGACAGGACGAAACAAGAGGAUUCACGCGGAAUUCUGCUUUCGUCAGUCUUAUUAGUACACAAGCUUGGUUAAGUAUUAGUAAUGAAUGAAUGAUAGAUCUUUAUAGCUGCAUCGAUCGGCACCG